AUGUCUAAUAUCUUCCAAGGUGAAUCCAAGGGAGAAAUAGCCACUUUAAGAGAUCAACUAGAUGGAAACGAUCCAUACAAGCGCGAACAGGCUGCAAAAAAGUGCGUUGCUUUGAUGCGAGCUGGAGAAAAUGUUCAAUCUCUUUUUGCUUCAAUGCUUCGCUGCGUAAAAACCCCAGACAUUAAACUUAAGCGUCUUACAUAUUUAUAUCUCGUUCAAUAUUCAACUCAAGAACCCGAACAAGCGAUUAUGGCUGUAAAUACCUUUAUUCAAGACUGUUCUGAUCCAAAUCCUAUUGUACGUGCACUCGCAAUUCGUACUAUGGCAAGAAUCAAACUAGAAAAUGUUGCUGAGCACAUGAUUGCUCCUUUGAAAAAGGCUUUGACUGAUUUUGACCCAUAUGUUAGAAAAACAGCUGUUUUCAGUGUUGCCCAACUUUACGAUUUUGUUCCAGAGGCUAUUGAAAAUGCCGGUCUUUUUAAUGAUUUAUUAAAGUUAUUAAAAGAUGAUAAUCCUAUGGUUGUCUCAAAUACAACUGCAGCCAUCAUCGAAAUUAAUGAACGUCGUACAACACCGAUCUUCAAUUUAGAUUCCGAUACAAUUGGCCCAAUUUUGUCUGCUAUCAGCUCCUGCUCCGAAAACUGCCAGACAAUCUUGCUUGAUGCCUUAGCCAAAUACGCUCCAGCUUCAAGCGAAGAUGCUCCCUUCUUAAUUGAUCGUCUUAUUCCUUUCUUGAAACAUUCCAACCCCGCUGUUGUCAUUGGCGCCUUCAAAUGCAUCUUCCAAUUCAUGGAUCAUGACAAGCGUAAUCCCAACGAGCUCUUACCACAAAUUAUUCCACCUUUCAUUACAUUAGUCACUUCAUCCGAAUAUGAAGUACAAUACGUCAUCUUAAGAACACUCUCUUUAUUCGUACUUAAGUAUCCUAAGGCACUUUCCAAGGAAAUCCGCGUUUUCUUCUGCAAAUACAACGAUCCUUCUUAUAUCAAGAUGGAAAAGCUCGAUAUCAUCGUAACUAUCUGCAGACAAUCUACAGCACAACUCGUUCUCAACGAGCUCCAAGAGUACAGCAAUUCCGUUGAUGUUGCUUUCGUUCAGAAAUCCAUCAAAUGCAUCGGCCAAAUUGCCAUUAAGAUCGAAGCAGCUGCAUGUCGUUGUGUGGAUAUCCUUGUAGGACUCGUACAGGGCAAAGCCGAUUACGCUCUUGAAGAAUCCAUCAUCGUCAUGACGGAUAUCCUCAGAAAGUACCCAGGAGUCUUCGAAAGCGUCAUUGGAACAGUUUGCCACGGUCUAGAGAACAUCAAAGCACCGCGAGCUAAAGCAGCCGGAAUCUGGAUUCUCGGUGAGUACUGCCACAUCAUCGAAAACGUCGAUAUGCUCCUUGAUCCAUACCUUGAUACAUUCCACGAUGAAGAAGCUCUCGUUCAGCUUCAAAUUCUCUCAUCAUUAGUCAAAGUUUACGUAGAAAGGCCGGAACAGACCAAAGACCAGCUCCAAUUCAUUCUCACAGAGGCUACAAAGGACGGAAAUGUUCCAGAUGUAAAGAAUAGAGCGUUAGUUUACUGGAGAUUGCUUUCAUCAGAAGCAUCUAUCGCAAAAGAUGUCGUUGUCUUCCCAAAGGACACUGUUUCCCACUCAGGUGUACAGUUCUCAGACGAUAUCCUCGAAGAACUCAUCAAAAAUAUGGGAACUGUAUCCGGAGUUUUACAUAUCGUCCCAGCUGACUUCGUAAGGAGAGUAAGAUUCGUCCCUGAGGAAGAUUCGGACAGCGAGGACGACAACUCCGCAAGAAACUGGCAUGCAACAAGAAUUUGGGUUAAUGGAGCACUCGGACCUGAAGGAUGCCAAUUCCUUGACUUGUACUCGGACUACGACCGUAGCAAUAUCUAUCUGAGAGUUGUUAAUAAGGUCGGAACUCCGAUUACGGGAUUCCAGUUCUUAAUUAACUCAAACGCCCUCGGAAUGACAAUUUCUGGACAGGCCAACUUCCCAGAAACCCUUGAAUUCGGCGCUGCUGAAGUCAAAGUUCCGAUCAAAUACGACCAAACAAAGAUUGACCCUUCAAAGGUACAAUUGCAGAUAGCAAUGAAUACCUCUAUGGGUCCAAUCUACGGAACAGAUAGCCUUCCUUUGGUUUGCGCAACUCAGGGAGAUGGAAAAAUUAAUGCAACGAACCAGGACUUACAGUUCAAGGAUCAGAUGACAUUAGAAGGUUGCACAGUUGCUAAGAACAAUGAAUUCGCAUCGAGAAAUAUCUUCGUGGUAGGAAGAAAUAAUAAUAUUACUCGUGUUACUUUUUCAACAACUGUUGGAGACUUUUUGUGCGAUUUACAACAAGAUAGAGGUAAUAUCAAUAUCCUGAUUAAUGGUUCUAACCAGCAAUCGCUUCCUCUUGUCAAAGCUUCUGCUCGCGAGUUGUUCUCUUCUUACUAA
Trichomonas vaginalis G3 is the source of this 2433-nucleotide messenger RNA. RefSeq names its product clathrin binding. The coding region runs from base 1 to 2433 and encodes 810 amino acids. The record is from RefSeq and is a predicted model, not a curated record. The transcript has a single exon. Gene Ontology annotation, biological process: intracellular protein transport; vesicle-mediated transport. Gene Ontology annotation, cellular component: membrane coat. NCBI's taxonomy places the organism in Eukaryota, Parabasalia, Trichomonadida, Trichomonadidae.